Messenger RNA from Penicillium samsonianum, 870 nucleotides. RefSeq lists its product as uncharacterized. The transcript is spliced from 3 exons. The record is from RefSeq and is a predicted model, not a curated record. NCBI's taxonomy places the organism in Eukaryota, Fungi, Ascomycota, Eurotiomycetes, Eurotiales, Aspergillaceae. The coding region runs from base 1 to 870 and encodes 289 amino acids.
AUGACUUCGAAGUCUAAGCCCGCCAUGAAUCCCACAGUGGAGGAUGAAGUUGGCGAUGAUGUCCACGCCAAUCCAAAGGCUAAUCUAAAUACCAAUCCCCAUGCAAAUGACACGCCAGUCCCUUGGUCGGAGAUCUUCUCCCGUCAUGAGGCCGUCCUGUGCUCUCACCUCGAAAUGCUGAGCAUGGUGAAGGAGCAGAUUGCUCCGGAGGUCAAUGGGUUCCAGACCGUCUCGUCAAUGGUGAACAAAACAGUACUGGCGAUGAACCAGCUGAAGAUAGCUAGAAAGCAUAUGAUGAGCAGUAAGUCCCACCAAACUCCUACCCUGGAAGCAAGAAAGCAACCUACCCCACCCUUUUACCAAGCAAUAGAGACAGAAAUUGACAUGACGGCUUUAGAAAACGCUACAUCCUCAACCUCCAGUUCCUCCAGUUCCUCCAACCCCACACAGUCCACUGACACAGAGGCCAAUACUCGCAAGAAACGACGCAGAAUCUCUCGAGACAACGACACAGCCCGUGCCGACCCCACGGACGAAAUACGAGCUUCCAAACGACACCGUGACUCUUCCUCCCAGCCAACAACCGAGCGAGAUGGAGAGUUCACGUCGACGUCACUUGGAACAGAGGAUAUUUCGGCGGAAGUCCAGCGACGCCUGAAAAUCAAGGAGGAGCAACGUUUUAAGAAAGAGAACCCCAAAGCGGAUAAACGCAAGCGCGACAGUCUCGCGUCGAAUGAAGGCGAAUCAUCAUCUGUUGCGUGCAGGCCUCAGAAGAAAAGGCUUAGGCUGGAGAACGGGCACAAGAGACAUGGUGAUUUGGUGGACAAUGACGCGGAUUCUCCAAGGAAGAAACGACGCAAAUCGCCUUAA